Messenger RNA from Equus caballus (horse), 2825 nucleotides. Lineage: Eukaryota; Metazoa; Chordata; Mammalia; Perissodactyla; Equidae. The record is from RefSeq and is a predicted model, not a curated record.
UCCCACAGCAUGGCUUGAUAGGCGACGGGUAGGUCUGCGCCCUGUAUCGGGACUGGUGAACUCUGGCUGCUGAAGCGGAGCAUGAGAACUUGCCUGCUGCACCACCAGGCUGGUCCCUGUAGUUAAGUUUUUUAAAUACCAUUUUAAUGAAAGCAUAUGUUCAUCAUAUGGAGGUACUGUAAUUAAUUAAAUCAACUCCCUAUUGUUAACAUUUUGAUUUUUUUCAAUUUUUGGUUAUUUCAGUAAUGUUGGUCUGAGUAUCAUGAUUGAUCUCUCUGAUUAUUUCCUUAGAGUAAAUUCUAAAUGAUGGAAUCAAAAGCCAUUCAGAUGCGUUUUUAAAAUCUCAUUUUCACAUAUCUUCUUAUUGCUUUUCCUCACCAGAAGGAAAAUUAAGGUUUCUGAAGGAUCUGUUGCAUUCCACGUCCUCUCUCUUAUUUCAGAGGUUCUCAAACUUUAAUGUGUGUAAGAGUCACCUGGGGAGCUUGUUAAAAAUUCAUUUUCCUGAGUCCCAGGCGCAGCCGUUCUGACCUGUCAGCUCUGGAGUAGGGCCAGUCUGCAACUUUAACAGAUGCCCAUCUGUGUUUGAUAUUGGUGCUCUUGGAACCACACUUUGAAAAAUGCUUUUUAAAUAAAUAGCAAAACCCACUCGGAAAUUUAGGUCACUUGCCCAAAGCCAUUCAUACAUCUGGUAACGAGAUUUGAACUCAGCUGUGGGUGACUUCAGAGCCCCUGUUUUUUAUGUUACCUCAGACCUCGUCAAACCUUCUCAUUGAUGUGCCCCUCAUGACUGCAGCAAGGGAACCCCGACUGACCCUACUGCAGGGUUCCCUGGCCUAGCUGAAAAUGACAGUUUGUUGGAGCAGAACCACUGAACAAAAGCAGGCAUUGCAUCUUCAGUCAUCUUCAAGUUUGCAAUCAGAUUGGAAGAGUGUAACUUGAAGCUUCCUGCCUACAGUGAGGCCGAGAGAUAGCUGUCGCUCACGUAAUAAAAGACAUGGGCUGCAGCGUGACUUUCCACCUUUCUUACAAAUUCCGGUUACUGUUGCUUCUUACCUUAUGCCUGAUGGUGGUUGGGUGGGCCACCAGCAACUACUUUGUAGCUGCUCUUCAAGAGAUUCCUAAAGCAAAGGAUUUCAUGGCUAAUUUCAACAACCCUCUCGUUUUGGAGAAGAAACAAACUCUGACCAAUGAAGCAUCCACGACAACCGCAAACCUUGACAACUGCCCUUCCAUGUCUCCAUACCUCAGAGGCCAGAACAAGCUCUUUUUCAAACCGGAUCUCACCCUGGAAGAAGUGCAGGCAGAAAACCCCAACGUGCGCAGAGGCCGCUAUCACCCCGAGGAGUGUCGGGCUCUGCAGCGGGUGGCCAUCCUCAUUCCACACCGGAACAGGGAGAAGCACCUGAUGUACCUGCUGGAACACCUGCAUCCCUUCUUGCAGCGGCAGCAGCUGGAGUACGGCAUCUACGUCAUCCACCAGGCUGGAAGUAAAAAGUUUAAUCGAGCCAAACUCUUGAAUGUGGGCUAUCUAGAAGCUCUCAAGGAUGAAAAUUGGGACUGCUUUAUAUUCCACGACGUGGAUCUGGUGCCGGAGAAUGACCUGAACCUUUACAAGUGUGAGGAUCAGCCCAAGCAUCUGGUGGUUGGCAGGAACAGCACUGGGUACAGGUUACGUUACAGCGGAUAUUUUGGGGGUGUUACUGCCCUAAGCAGAGAACAAUUUUUCAAGGUGAAUGGAUUCUCUAACAACUACUGGGGAUGGGGAGGCGAAGACGAUGACCUCAGACUCAGGGUUCAGCUUCAUAGAAUGAAAAUAAUCCGGCCAAUGCCUGAAGUGGGUAAAUACACGAUGAUCUUCCAUACCAGAGACCAAGGCAAUGAGGUGAACAUAGAGCGGAUGAAGCUCUUACAUCAGGUGUCACGAGUCUGGAGAACAGAUGGGUUGAGCAGUUGUGUUUAUAAAUUACUCUCUGUGGAUUAUAAUCCUCUAUAUAUCAACAUCACAGUGGAUUUCUGGUCUGGCCCAUGACCCUGGAUUGUCUGGUGAUGUUUGGAAGAAUAUUUGAUUGCAAUAAUUUUGGCCUAGAGACUUCACCUAGUAGCACACAUUAAGAACUUGUUGGAGCUAAUUGUUGAGUUGAAUUUUUCCUUUUUGUAUUUUCUUAGCAGAGCUCCUGGUGAUAAGGAAUGUAAAACAAUGGUAGCAAGACAGCAUUCUUAGUUGUUUUGAUCAUGAGCCUUAAAUGUUAUGGAUACUUGAAGGACUAAGUAUAAAAGGACUAUUCAAAAGAUAUGAUGAAGGCUACUUGAGAACUCUGAUUGAGGGAGGUUUAUUUAAGUUUGAAGUGAUACAUUAUGGGAUAAAAAAGGCCACGGAGAGUAAGAUUGGUGACUGUCCCAGAGAACCAGAAUUGUUCUCAUCCAAGUGAGAAAGGUACGAAGAUAUAUUUCUAUUACUCGUUUAUCCUGCGUGGUCAUCUGUACAGAGGUGGGUCCCAGAUGAGGAGACGGCCACAGAAGUGGGGAGAAAGGUGAAGAAUCAAGGUGCAGUGAACUUGGGGAUGAAGGGGUGGCGGGACGACAGUGUCAGAUGGAGAGGCAGCCGCCGUCGUGCUGGCUGCUGCUGCUGCUGCUACUCUGCAGUGGGUGUCACGUGCCCGGUACGCCUUCCAGGAGUAGCCCAGCAGACAACACAUUAUCUACUAGUUUUUUAAGCAAUUUUGUAAAAUGAUUUUGUACGUGUAGGAUACGAAUUAACAGUUUACAAAUUACAUAUUAUGUAAUAAUACACUGAAAUUACCUCCGUAGUAAAAUACGAAAAUGCU